CCGCAAACGCGUCUUUUGUCAGCAACUCUCGGGAUGCCGCGGUCGUCGGCCAGCGGCAUUUCGCCACCGCGCCGCCCGCCCGCAGCAAGUCGCGGUCCUCCCAGACAAAGUCCUGGGAUAUUUACGGUGGUCAUCCCUCUAAAAGCUCACCCCAUGCCGUUGGUGCUGUCCCGUGGCGGUCUGUCCCGUCUCCAACCGCACGGAGCGUGCCCCAGGCCGCCCCAGCCGACCGGUGGCCGGUGGCUCAGCGUUCAACUGCCGGGACCACCGCCCGGCCCAGCGAGACCGACCCACGGCACUCGGCUCCAGCCGUCACUGCUCGUCCCGUGCCGUCGAAUCCGUGGCAGACAGCUUCAAAGUCGGCCACUCGAGGAGGACUCGGUCCAUCCACAGCGGGUCGCUGGAAGGGCGACCUGCCGCCGAUACCCCAGAAGUCGUGUGUGCUGUCAUGCUGCCAGAAACGCGUUCAGCAUGACAGCAGACGGCUGCAAUUCAGCGACGGUAGUGGCGGCCGAAAAGGAGAGAGAUUUAGUCUCGUGUGAUGCUGUCUCAGCGGACGGCGACCGGUGCCCCCUCGGCGCCCGUCAGUUCCUCGAGCUCAGCCGGGGCUCCUGCCGGCGCGGUUCCCUCGCUGGCUGAGCUGAACGCCACCGUUCAGAAGCAGGCCGUUGAGCUGCGCCGCCUGACUGUGGUACAGCGGCGCCGCGAGCUGGAGGAGGAGUUCAUCAAAGCCGAGCUGGCCAGGAUCCGCCGUGACGUGAAGAAGCUGGCGGCGGGCGGCUCGCUGCGCUCGGCCGGUGACCGCUCGCCGGCGCCCGCGCCGGACGACCCGCCGCCCAAACGGCUGUCGAGCCGCGUGCUGACUGUCGAGGACACGGAGCUGAUCACGAGGCGGCUGAGGGUGCUGGAGGAGCAGGUGAACGUGCUGCAGGAGCACCGGAUCAACCAGCUCAAGGCGGCCGUGGCCAGAGAUAAGGAAUCCACCGACCUGGGUACCUCGCCGCUGGCCUGCGUGGACGACCACUUCCCGGCUGAGCCCGAGGACGUCACACCCACUGAGAACGGCCGGCUGACAGAGCCUCUGGGCUUCAACCUGGAUGAUCUGGCGCUAAGUGACAGUGACGACCACUGAGGGCAGCAGCGGCGGUCUCCGUUUCAAUAUAGAUGACGCCACGCUCGACCGGAACUGCAAGCUGGUGCGCGACACGAUCGUUGGACUGAAAACGUAAGCGGAUUUAUCUGCUGAGGGCUGACUUCCACAUAUUUGAUCGAUGAAUCGAUGAAUUAGAUAUGGGUCUCAAAUUGGAUAGCAUCCAUCCGGUACAUGCAAUCUACAAAUCAUUCCUUUGAUAGAUUAUCGGAAGGCUACAUUGCACAGUUAAGCAGCUGAUAGGGAGCUGAAGGAAAGGAACGGGACCACCUUAGCGAUAUUAGAACUUGGAGACAGUGCAACGGAGUCUGCUGGUUACUGGAAGCUUCAGGGGCAUGGAUAAAACCGUAGCAUGUCAAUGGUCAUCUUCUGUGUCCCUGGUUACACCUGGCAAGAUGCAUACUCGUUCAAAAAUCUCGGAAAGUUUGACUUAUAGGUCGAGUGGUGAUUCGCGGCAGAAAGAAUGUGCUGUGUGACUGCAGGUAUUUGGGAGGGGGGGGGGGAUAACGUUGUCUGAAGGGUUCAAGGGAUUGCGAUUCAUUAGAAGAUGAGAUCGUGGGCUUUGGUAAAGGGGCAUUACCAGAAACUCAGUUACCAUUUGACGUAACCGAUCGUAUUGUGAUUCGGGGAAAAGAUUGAUUCGGAAAGUUCAUUUAAAACGGCCCAAUCUAGUAAGAAUCGCGCCUGCUCGGCCAGGUUCGCGCAGUAGGAUGAUUACACUUUCAGAUGUAGAUGUUUAAUGAGGGUCGAGUGCCGGUGGGGCGACAGUUUGAGGCAGCGGAGGGCUGGAGGUCGCGAGCUCUGAACAGAUCACGGGUAGACGCUGUGUAGAGGGGUGGGUAGUUCCGUGGGUGGGGAUCCCUGGAGAAUCGGAGAUCUUACAUAACCAUGACCACGUUUCCAUGGGCACUCGUGAUCCGGAUCAGCAAAUUUAAAUCGUAUAAUAUUUCUCGAACUCUUCGUUACAAGUUAUAAUUCAGAGUGGAUUAAGCUAUUGCAAUCAGUUAAUCCCUUAUUCAAAUUUUCAUAUACUGGCUAGCUAUAAUCGAUUAGCUAAUCCACUUUUGCUGAUCUGGAUCACAGGUGUCCAUGGAAACCGGGCUCAUAACCUUACAUAUGAUCUCUGUGCCGGGCCAGGUCAGUAAGAGCCAAGGCGCGAUUUGGCGUGUUCUGGGUUCUGGGAGCGACGGUCUAGCUGCUGGGUUUCGGUUGAGCGAGCGGUGAAAAGUGGCCAGUUGCGAGUGAAGGCAUUGCAUGCAUGGUUCAAGUUGAACACCGAAGCGUUACGAUUGUCUGUAACUCUGCUCUGUGGUCGCUGAAGCCAUGCUAAACCAUUUCGCUGGUUCCAUUCAAAGCCGUAAUAACCGCAGAUAUUUGCGAGGCAGAAGCUUUAUCUUGCCAUUUCUACAGCUUUGUACAUAAGGGCUCUGUACAGGCUAGUUAAGGCAUCAGGGUACACGGUGGCAUACAAGUGUUUGUGCGCAGUGGUGGGUAGCGCGAGUCCUGUGCUGGGUAUUUUGUAAGGAUUCAGUGUUGGGUUCUCUUUCGCUAAGAGAUAUUGUCCUAAGUGUUCAUCGUGAUUGUUUUUGGUCCUUUGUUUGAGAUACUUGUCACCAUGUAGAUUGAUUCCCAACUGCCAGCCUUCAUAUGCUCUUUGUUUUCAAUGCAUAAUGCUACGAUGGCCAAGUGUGCUGAUUGCGAUACUGAUAUCUAUAAUUCCGGUCUGGUCCUUUGAUUGUGAGUCUGUGAGGAGUACUUAUUUGUACGGGUCGUUGCUAAAUUGUGCUUUCUUUUAUACAAAAAGGCGCGGAACGUUAAGAUGCAAGCGUUCGCUCGCACGUUUCACAGAAUGCUUGCAUCUUCGAGCUGUUGUGCCCACACAUACUUCGAAAUUCGAAUCAUAUGGAAAUUGAUCAGCUUCAGUAAAGAAGUGAGGCCCCUGACAUACUAUGAUUGCAGUAACUAUACGUUAGCAACGAUUUGUGCUUAUGUUGUAGUCUAUUCUGAUUGCGUAGAAAGUUCAUUUACGCAUGAUCUCCUUUGUUUACGCCAAGGUAAUAGCAAGGUUUUUGCGUGAUUUAAGUUGAAAUUGUAUAACCGCAGCUGUGUAUCCAAUGUGAGCACUCACCGUUUGUGAAAUAGUGGCCGGAAGGUUGUACUUGACCCUGCACUUGUGAUUCCUUGAGCUCAACGCUGAAUACCUGCUCUUUCUAAGCGUGGCCUCAGAGGAAAGUCUAGAUAAAGGAUAAAUGUACAGCUACCUACUUUGAUGUCAGUUUAGGGAUUGAUUGCUCUGCAUCAGUUGUGUCACAUUACGAGAGCUUGUGUCUUGUUUCACGGCCUUUCUACAGUAAUUUUCUGAACCAGAAAUUCUAAGAGGUUUGCUGAUGGAGUGGUGCAUUUUGACCGUAUCUGUGUACAUAUGAUGGUGUUCAGUAUUGAGGGCGUGGAGUUUUAGCUUAAGGAUGGCUUGAGUAAGGCAUGGUUAUCAUGCAUUGCUCGCCGCUGUGUGCAUCUAGAUUCCAUUGUGUGCGUAACAACACCUGUUAUUAUACGGAGUAGCGGAAGCAAGAUCACGUUUACCUGCGUGUGUUCGUAGCUGUGAACCGACAAUAGCAUUUGUACUGAACCGACGUGUGUUUUAAUAUAUACUGCAGAAACAA
Molecule: messenger RNA, 3813 nt
Organism: Amphibalanus amphitrite
Lineage: Eukaryota; Metazoa; Arthropoda; Thecostraca; Balanomorpha; Balanidae
Exons: 6
Coding region: 542-1132 (196 amino acids)
Source: RefSeq, a predicted model, not a curated record